CGUCAAGCUGGAUUACUUAAACGCGAUGGAUUUCGACGACGGGGACCUGAAGGAUAUUUGGGACACUGAUCUCGAUGCGAACCUACAAGACACACUGAAGAUGUCCAACUAUCCGGACAUCCAGGACUGGAUGGAUCCCAACUCCAAGCUGCCGCCGGUCAUCCUGAACGACAAGCUGAUGACGGACGCGAUCAUUGGGACGUGCAUGCCGAUCAAGACGGAACACUCGUACAGCCUCAACUCGGACGGUGAUUCGCUGCCAGACACGAUUCCAGAUUCGCCCCACAGUCUGCAGAACAAAAUGGAUGCAGAUAUGGAUGAAGAAUGCUAUCCGGCAAUCAGCAUGAAUGGCAGCAGCAAACAUCAACACAUCAUCCACAGACAGAAUCAUGCGAACUCGCUGCUAGCCAACGGACAAACAAGGGACAGUAAACCCACCUUUGCCGGGAUGUCCCUACUUGCAAAUGGAGGCGGUCUAUCGAAUGCAGGUCAACAGCAGAACGCACAAAUGCCCACCAAUGGUGGGUUCAGUACCAGCAAUGGUAGUCUCCUCAGUAACAACAACAAUAAUCACCUCGUGGUGAACAAUAACCUCAACCUGAAGGAUAGCAUUGCGGGAAUGAAGGAGUUGGCCGGGUUCGGUUCAACAUCUUCCUGUCACGAUUCGUCCUCAUCUACAUCCGCCAGCAUCGCGUCCGAUAUUGAUAUUGAUGAGACGACCGUGAAGGAAGAACCACUGUCGCCGAGCUCGAGCUGUCCACCAUCACCGAUCGGUUCGGGUUGUGGAGGAGGCGGUGGUAGUGAGGGUGGUGGAGGUUCCUUGCAUAGCAACUUUGGCGUUUCAUCUGCAACCCUUGGAGCCUACGCUCAUACGGAUCUUGUACUCGAGCAUAAGAAUGGUUCCCUCCAGCUGUCAUCCGCCUCACAAAGCCUGCUCAAGAAUCAGCAGAUCAUGAUCGCCACUAGCAUUCCGCAGCAAAGCUCAACCACCCAGCAGCAACAGCAGAAGUUGGUAAUGUCUAAGCUGAACAUCAAGAUGGAACCACAGUCGUCCGGCUUUGGGCUCCCUCCGACACCACCGUCCUCGUUACCGAGCGACGAAUCGGAGGGCAAUCAGAGCCCCGAACAUCACGUCUCCCCCAUGUCUCCGCCAACCGAUAUCGGCAGCACGUCCAGUGGUGCCAACUCGACGACAUCCAGCCGCCGAACGUCCCUGCACGCGAGCAGCAGCAUCACCUCGGGAGCCGGUUCCAUGAUUGGCAGCACCGCUGGUGGUCAGUCAGCAACCACUACCUCCCGCCAAGCAUCCGGCGCUAGUCACCACAGCUCCUCCGCUGGUUCAUCACCGUCCGCCUCCCAGUCGACCACCAGCUCGACGAGGCAGCCGAUCCACACCCCGCUCAUCAGUAGUCAACCGAAGGGUUCCACAGGAACGCUCAUCUUGACGGAAGAGGAAAAGCGAACACUACUGGCCGAGGGAUACCCAAUCCCAACGCGGCUUCCGCUGACCAAAGCCGAAGAGAAAUCUCUCAAAAAGAUUCGGCGGAAGAUCAAGAACAAGAUCUCCGCACAAGAAAGUCGGCGGAAGAAGAAAGAGUACAUGGACCAGCUAGAACGCCGGGUUGAGAUACUGAUGUCCGAGAACCUCGACUACCGCAAGCGAGUCGAAACGCUCGAGGACUGCAAUCAGAAUCUGCAGACGGAGCUGUCGAAGCUGCGACAGCUUAUUACCCGACAGGGAACCCGGAAGGCGUCGUAAGGCCUCCAAAAAGUACCGUAGUAAGCGGUCCAGGCGUAUAACACAAAUGUACA
Molecule: messenger RNA, 1812 nt
Organism: Anopheles maculipalpis
Lineage: Eukaryota; Metazoa; Arthropoda; Insecta; Diptera; Culicidae
Gene: CrebA
Product: cyclic AMP response element-binding protein A
Exons: 6
Coding region: 26-1759 (577 amino acids)
Biological process (GO): regulation of transcription by RNA polymerase II
Molecular function (GO): DNA-binding transcription factor activity, RNA polymerase II-specific; cAMP response element binding
Source: RefSeq, a predicted model, not a curated record